AUGAUAUGCGAAAUUGGAGAAACCAAAGAAGGGAAUUAUGUGAUUAAAGGAGUGGAAUCUUAUAAAAAAUCAAAUUUAGCUGAUAAAAAAUCCACGAAAAUUUCAUCAUCACCUUCUUCUUCAUCUUUAAAAAAAAUACAACACCAAAAUGGAAUACUUAUAGAUAAAUCCAUACAUUUAAAAGGUGUUACUGAUAAUCAUAAUUAUCAAAAUAAUGAAUGUUUUCAUCAUGAAUAUGAUCAUUACAAUUUACAUGAUCAUAAUCAUAGAUCUGGAUAUAAUAGUAAUAUUAAUGAUUCAAUACUUAAACAAAAAUAUAAAUCUUCAAAUUAUACAUCCAAUUUAAAAAAUAAUAAACAAAAAUUACAUAAUCAAUAUCCUGAAGUAUUUUCAUCAUCUUCAAGUAUAAAUAAUAAUCAUAUUAAUCAUCAUUCUGCAAAUAUUGGUGAGUAUUCCAAAAUUGUUAAUGGAAUAGAAAAAAUUAAUAUCGGUACCAAAAUAUCUAAAAAUAGUUCUUCAAAUUCAGGUAAUUAUGAAACAAAAUCCAAAAAGUAUAAUUUAGUUAAUGUCGCAACAACUGGUUCUAAUCAAUCUUCUUCAUCCUCUAAUUCAUCUUCAUCUCGUAUAAAUAAUAAUAUUAGUAAUAAUAAUAAUAAUAAUAAUAAUGAUAAUAAUAAUAAAAAGAUUGAAAUUAGAAGAAAAUAUUAUGUGAAAGUAACUCCAAUUAAUACAAAAUAUAUAGCCAUAGUAAAGACCAUAACUAAUAAUACACCAUUAUUAUUAUGUUUUGAACAUGGAAAAGAUCGUCAUCCAAAAGAAAUUAUUAAUCUUAAAAAUAGUAAUAUAUAUAAAGGAGUAACAGAAAAAGGACCAUGUAUAUGUAUUAGACCUAAAAAUGAAUCCAAAUAUAAAACCAUUGAAAUUGUUGGAGAAAGUAAAAAUGAUCAAAAAAAUAAUACAAAAAUGAUUAAUAAUAGUAUUGUUACUGGUUGUAAAGAUAUUGAAUCACAUAAUAAUGAAGAAAAUCCAUCAAAAAUAUCAUCAAAUUCAGUUAAUAUGUAUGAAGUUGAAUGCCAUAUAGAUUUUGAUAUUUGGUGUAAUUUUUUUACAAGUAUUGGAAUUUCUUUAUGUAGUUUUAGAAGUCUUUUCCAUACCACUAAAUUAAUAGGAGAAGGAAGUUUUGCAAAAGUAUAUAAAGGUAAAAAUGUAAUAACUGGAGAAGAUGUUGUUUUAAAAGCUGUUGAUAAGAAAAAAGUUAAAGAAUCCAAUGUAUAUACAGAAAUUGAAGUAUUAAGAAAAGUACAUCAUCCACAUAUUGUUCAUUUUAUUGCUUCAUUUGAAGAAGAAGAUCAUGUUUGUUUAGUUUUAGAAUUUCUUGGUGGUGGUGAACUUUUUGAAUGGAUUGCUCAAAAAGGUGCAUAUUCUGAAGAUCAAGCAAAAAUUGCUAUGAAAAGAGUUCUUUUAGCUCUUCAAUGGCUUCAUGCUAAUAAUGUUGUACAUAGAGAUUUAAAAACAGAAAAUUUGAUUUUGGAAAAUAGAAAUUGUCCAGAAUCACUUAAAAUUAUUGAUUUUGGAUUAGCAGCUUCUCUUGGAUCUCCAGCAAUGAAAAUGAGAUGUGGUUCUCCUGGAUAUGUUGCUCCAGAAAUUUUAGAAGAUAAAAUAUAUAGUACAAAAGUUGAUGUAUUUUCUAUUGGUGUUGUUUUAUAUACUCUUUUAGGUGGAUCUCCUCCUUUUCCUGGAAAUAAUAUGAAAGAAAUUCUUAAAAAGAAUAUUCAAGGUAAUGUUCAAUUUACUAGUUCUAGAUGGAAGAAUAUAUCAUCUUCUGUUAAAGAUUUAAUUAAAUGGAUGAUGGCAAAAGAUCCAGAAUCCAGAUGUACUGCUGCUCAAGCUAUAUAUCAUCCUUGGUUUGAAAAGAUUGAACUUUCUCCUGGACUAAUGAUAACUUGCAAUGACAAUAAUAUGUUGGUGAAUAACCAAUCUAAUUACAAUUCUUCAUCAUCUUCUUCGUCAUCCUCUUCUUCGUCAUCGUCAUCAUCAUCAUCAUCAUCAUCUUCUUCUUCUUCUUCUUCUUCUUCUUCUUCAUCUUCAUCUUCAUCUCAAUCUAAGCCAAAUUCCUCACCUCAACCUCUAAAUAGUGAUAAUAAUAAUAAUAAUAAUAAUAAUAAUAAUAGUAAUAAUAAUAAAAAUGAUCAUUCCAAUCAAAUAGUCAAAUCAAAUGGAAAUAUAAAUGUUAAUAUUACUCUAUCAACUUGCUCACCUCAUGAUCAAUAUUUAUUUAAUGGACAAAAUGAUCAUAUCAUUCUCCAAGAUGAUUAUUCAUCAUGCUUAACUAAUUUUCCAAGAAAUUCACCAAUUAAGAAAUGCUCCAAUAAUAAUUAUGCUAAUGGAAAAUUUUAUUCUUCCCAUUCUUCAAAUAAUCAAAAUACAAAUAAUAAAUCAUCAGUUUCAAUUUCUUCCCUUGAAUAUACAGAUUCUCAAUUUUCCUCAUCAAUAAAUUCCAUGAAAAUUUCUCCAAGAUCAGCAAUUAUUCCAUCUUCAAAUCAAUCCAAUAAAAAGAAUUCCUCCAUACAACAAAGUAGUGGUAGUAAUAGUAGUAAUAAUAAUAAACUUGGAAGUAAUAUAAAUAACCAACACUAUAAUCUUAGUAAAAAUCCCAGCAAAAUCAGAAGUUAUUGUAAUAGUAGUAAUAACAAUAGUGUUAGUGAAAAGUUAACAGAAGUUGAAGAUGAAGAUGAAGAACAAAAAUUGAUUCAAAAAAAUAAUAUUAACCAUAUUAAUUACCAUAUCAUUAAUCACCAUAUUAAUAAUAAAGGAAUAAAUUGUGAAUUAGAGGAAAGUAUUAGUAAACUUGAAGAAAAAGAAACCAAUUGUUAUGAUUUUUCCUCUAAUAAUAAAAAUAAAGAUUCAUUUUUAAUUAAAGAAAAAAAUAAUUACCAUAAUUCUCCAAAAAUAAUUAAUGAAUUUGGAAAUUACUAUACUGGUAAAAUGAAUCAUACCAUGUUAAAUAGUCAUGAUCCAAUAAAACAAACAGAAUCUUUAUUAGAAAGUAUUGGAAAUAGUCCAGAUCUUAAUUCCAUUUAUUAUGCUGCUACAAUUAAUGAAGAUAGUUUUUCAUUUGAAAGACAAAUACCUGUUAUAGGGAAUAUUAUUACAAGCAGUAGCUGCUUAAAUAGUGGUAAUAAUAAUAUAAAUAGCCAUAGAAAAAGUAAUUGCAAUUACAAUAGCAACCAAAAUGGUAUUAUUAAUAAUCAAAACAAAUUACAAACCAGUAAAAGCUCUCAUAAAACCAAUAAAAGUAGUUCAAUCAAAGCUGUUUUGCAAAAUGUAUUUAGUAGAUUCUCAAGUAAUAGUAAUAAUAAUAGUAAUAAUAAUAAUAACAAUAAUAUUAACAGCAACAACAACAGUAAUAGUAGUAACAACAAUAAUAAUAACCAAUCUGGUGCAUUAAAUGUUGGAAAAAAGUAUGAAAUUAACUAA
Molecule: messenger RNA, 3477 nt
Organism: Cryptosporidium ubiquitum
Lineage: Eukaryota; Apicomplexa; Conoidasida; Eucoccidiorida; Cryptosporidiidae
Product: protein kinase
Exons: 1
Coding region: 1-3477 (1158 amino acids)
Biological process (GO): protein phosphorylation
Molecular function (GO): protein kinase activity; ATP binding
Source: RefSeq, a predicted model, not a curated record